This is a messenger RNA of Xyrichtys novacula (pearly razorfish), 12787 nucleotides long. Lineage: Eukaryota; Metazoa; Chordata; Actinopteri; Labriformes; Labridae. The record is from the annotation of a GenBank genome assembly.
AUGCUGAGCCAGGAGUUCUUGCAGAAACUGAGGUUGCCAGACCUGGAAGAUGUCAGCCAGUACGUCAGCAAUAUCUCCACCCCCAUGUUGGUCAGCAUGGGGGCAGUGGCUGCUGCGACAACCUACUACCUGGCUACACGACCCAAGCCCCUCCCACCUGCCUGUGAUCUCAGCAUGCAGUCAGUCGAGGUUGCGGUAAGUUUAAGAGCAAAGUCUGUCUGUUAAGAAGUCAAGUAGUUUGCAACACAAAAGCAAAGCACUGUGAAAGGUUAGGCUGGAACAGUCAUAAAAGGUUUAAUAAGUAAACAGAACUUAAACAGAUAGACCUGUUGAUCAUGCAGGGGGGACACUGAAGAUCAUUUUGACUUUAGUGACUUUAUUACUAGUUGGAAUUAUGAUAUCAAGACAAGUUUGUGAUGGCCCCCAGUGAAGGAAAACUUCAUGUUUGUUGGUUAAUCCAGCAUGAACGACGCUGCAAUCACAGCAGCACCUGGGGGAUAAAACAGCAUGUUCAGGUUACGAAUAUCCAGGAUGAAGAAUGUUUUCGUUCCUCACAUUGGGUCUGUCUGAAGUUAUUACCCCUGCCCUCAAAUCUGGCUGCAUAGAUUCUUUCCUCCAGUCAGGGUGCCCUGUCUAAUUGUAUUUGCACAGAGGAGUUUCAAUUUUCGACUCCAGCUUUUUCUAUGACACCCAGGUGACCAACAGCUGGUCUUUUCUUUCUCUUGCUGACUCAGAAAAAGUCAUCCAUGAAUUGUUUUUUUCUGGAUUUAACUGUUCACUAAUUUACUGAGAUUAUCCAACGACCAGCCUUUGCUGCCUUCACUGGCUCCCUGUCAGUUUGAGAGCAGAUUUAGUGAUUUGACUGUGUGUUUUAAAACUCCAGCCUGUACCUGUACACUGCUGUGAGCUGCUGUUUGUCCUCAUUGUUUUGAACUUGGUGUUUUGGUAUUUUGUUCUCAUGGCUGUAACAGUUUGCUACCUUGUUUUCAUUUUUGUUUGAUUUGUUUGUAAUCUAAUUUUAAAAGUGCCAUAUAAAAGAGAUGAUCAUUAUAUUGUUUUGUAUUUAUUUCAGUCAUGAUGAAAAUACUUAAUAAAACCUGUCAGGACAUGACAAGAAAAAAAAAACAUUUGCUGAAAUGGUUUUGGUUCCAAACCUGGUAAACCAGCAUCAAAUGAAAUGCUGAUAUUUUAUUAACUUGUCUCUGUUACUGUUUGUGUGAAGGACACAGAAACUGUUGGCGGGUUUAUUUCAGGAUGAGUUGUAGCUUCCAUAUUUCAUGUUUUUCUUCCAAACAGGGUGGAGAGUUUGCACGCAAAUCUGUUCUGAUGGACGGAGACACUUACUUGACACAUUACUACGACGAUGGCAAAACCAUGUAUGAGUGCUUGCUCAGAGGGGCCCGAGUCUCCAGUAAGUUCCUCAACAGUCUUUAAACUUCAGUGACUGCAGCUGAAUGAAGAUUCAUCUAUAUUUACUGACACUACAGCUGAUGCUUGACGCUGAAAUUUUGGCUCUAUUAAAAAUAGAUAUUAUUGUUUCAUCAACCACUGAAAAGCUUUCUUGACUUUAUUGAACCAGUGUACAACUUCCUCACAUUUUUGUUGUGAGAUGUAUUAUCAUCUUAUUUGACUGUUUUUUCAGAUUGGUAGCAUAUCCAGUAAAUGUCAAAUGUGAUGGACAGUAAGAAAGACAGAGGAGCAGAUCAGCUCAUCUCUGGGUUUUGGGUUGAUUUUGUUUUCUCUUUUCUCCAAAGAUAAUGGUCCCUGUCUGGGCGCCAGGAAACCAAAGCAGCCUUAUGAGUGGAUGUCCUACAAAGAGGUAAGACUCACCACAAACAUAUCACCUUAUAAAACAUAAAAUCUUCAAACUUGACCACAGAAGGGCAAAAGGUUUCAGGCAGACCUGACUGUGGUUGAAACACUAGUGGUGUUGUUGUUGGGGCAGGCAUGACCAUAGUGGGUUGUCCAUGUGUGAAUGUCAGUUUCCUGUAUCAAGUACGGUAGACCUAUACUAUACUGCCCAAGACUGUCUUGAACCCCUUUUCAUCAAAUCUGGGCUAUAGGCAGCUCUGACCUGAUGAAACAUGGACUUCACUAGACCUCUGAAGCUUUGUGCAAAGAGUGGCAAACAGUAAAUGUUUGUAUCUCUCUGUCUCUAGUCUCCUGACCAGUCAAAGCUCUUUUACAUCACACAUGUCUCAUACAUCCAUUCACACCACAUUCACUUACUGAUGGCAGAGGCUGAUAUGUAAAGAGUCCAUCAGUUUUGACUAAUCUCAUUCACAUACCUCUGGGCACAGCCAGCAGGGGCAGGUGAGUCAAGUGUCUUGUCCAAGGACACUUUGGCAUGUGGACAGCUCUGGGAUUGAACCCCCAACCUUUUGGUGCAGAGACGACUGACUCUGUCCUUGAGCCACAGCUGUUCCAGACACUUAUUUACUUCAAGCUAUGAGCGAAGUCCUCCUUGGAUUAGACUGUUGUCUGACAUAUCCCACAGAUGCUGGAUUAGAUGGAGGUCUGGGGACUUUGGAGACCAAGUCAACCUUCUGAACUUGUUGUUGUGUACCUCAAGGCUUUCAUCAACUUUCAUCAACAAAGUUCAAAUAUUAAUGACAUAUCUCACUCUGUGACAGGUGCCAAUGUAAAGAGAUAACCUGUGUCACUCAUGUCACGAGUCAGUGGUUAUGAUGUUUAGGCUGACUACUGAAAAUGGAAAACAGCAUAAUGUCUCUAUUGUUAGAAAAUAACCCCGAUGAAGUCACCAAGGUCUACUCUAUGAGCUCAAGACAAAGUUUCAAACAUCUUUCUAUAAUGGUUGAGGUUUCAAACAUCCUUAAAUGUUAAAAUAUCUUCAGUCUCCUAACUCUGUGGCUGUAGCCCCUGUGUGAUAAUAACUGUUAGGCUAAUGUAUUAUGCUCCACGAUAAGUCCUCAAACAUUGAUACAACCUGUGAUCGACUCAUGUCUCUGACACAGCCUAGACUCUCAAAACUCUGAAAACAGAAGCUAAAAACUGUAACGCUUUUUAUUUCAUUUCUAUUACACUGAAAAUAGUGUUACAAUAAAAUGAUUGUAGCUCAGAGGACUUUAUCUCAAAUAAAUGUGUGUUACAGUAUGCAGGGCAGCAUAGGAAGUAAUGUUGUUUUACCGUCAGUCCCAUGUAAGACGCUUUACUAUCAAACACUUAGAAAUGACCAACAGUAUUUAAGGAGGUAAACACAGGAGCAAAGUCAACUGUCAAAUCAAUGUAAGAUUACACAUUUACUGUUAAAACAAAGGGACAGACUAUAUUUGUUUGUUUUGUGUGUGUGUGUGCGCACGUGUGUGUGUUAGGUCAUAGAGCGAGCAGAGAACCUGGGUUCAGCAUUUCUUCACAAAGAACACUCCAAGACCACCGACCCCUUCAUUGGCAUCUUCUCUCAGAACAGACCUGAGGUACAUACUCUCAUGCUUUUCUCUCUCUGUUUCCAGUUCUUUUUAAAUAAACAUUAAAACACCUGAGAAAGAAAGAUGGGUUUCUACGACCCAUUCUUUCCAACUCCCCCCAGUCGUUGUCUGUCCCCUUUCUCCAGUAAGAUAAAUAUCUGCUCCUCACACUAGCAAUAAUUAGAACUGAAGAAGCUUCUUGGAUAAGAGGCGAAACGUCUCCUCAGCUCUACUCAGUCCAGUUGCCUGUUUUUAAGUCUUCAAGGCUCUAAGAGAGAUGACAUGGAGUGGUUCUUUACAAACUCAUUUUGAACAAAAAUCACACAAAAACUUUUUUUUUUUUCAAGAACAUCUUUGUUCACUUAAAACUGUGAUAAUUUUUUUUUUUUUAUUAGUCAUUGUCGAUUAAUUUCAUACACACAUUUUAAGACACAAACGCACUGACAACAUUUUUUAUGGAUAUCUGGAGUUAUUCAUUUUUUUGUAUCUAAUUAUGUUUUUUUUUUUUAUAUUACGUUUUGAGUUUCUAUACUAAGUUACCUUUUCUGGCCCUGACAAGUAUCACAAAUAUAACAAAACAUAUAAAGCUAAAUAAACUCAAUCUAGGCAUUGAAAAACAAAACUCACUUGUGGAAACAAACCAGCAUUUAUAACUAUAUUUAAAACAAACAAACAAAAAAUCAUGUAAAAAAAAGUAAGGCAGCUGCUUUUCAUCUUUGCCUCCUGCUGACCAGCUGUCUGGUGAGCAUGACACACAGUGACCCAUGUGACCCCACAGCGUUCACCUCCUGCACAACAGAUGAUAAUCCAUCUCCAAGAGCUGCAGACUGAUUUUAGCUGGUGCCUCACAUUGUGGCCUUGCAGGCUGAUAUUGGACUUUGAAAAGUCAGGUUUCUGUUAGUCAUCAUUUAUAUCUAAUUAUAAACUCAGAAAGAGCUACAUUAAUGACGUAACGCAUGAUGUAACAGCAGGAGAGCAUAAACCUCACAUCUACAGUCUUUGCUGUGUUUUAUGAUGUUUUGACUGUACAUAUGAACUGUAUGUGUUUGUGUUAAGUGGACCAUCAGUGAGCUGGCGUGUUACACCUAUUCCCUGGUGUCAGUCCCUCUUUACGACACACUGGGAACAGAAGCCAUCACCUACAUCAUCGACAAAGGUAAGGGCCGCAGACACAGCCUUUCCUGCUCUUGUUUUUGUUGAUGAAUAGCUGCAGCUGUGGCUGCUCUGAACUCUCUGCAUGUGUUUUGUAUUUUUUCCUCAGCUGCCAUCGCCACCAUCGUGUGUGAUGUGGUGGAUAAAGUCAACCUGGUCCUUGAAUGUGUGAAGGACAGGGAACACUGUGUGAAAACCAUCGUGCUGAUGGAGACCCCAAGUGAAGACCUUGUUAGCCGGGGUCAGCAGGCCGGGAUCCACAUUCUCAGCAUGCAGGAGAUGGAGGUCAGCACAGAGAUUUUGUCCACAACUCUCCUGAUUCUGUUACUUCAACUUCUCUUGAGUCACUUAGACAUCAUAUACAGACACAAACAACAAUAUCAACAUGCCAAAACAGAGAAGAACUCCUGGAGGGCUACCUUAGCUAGAAGAUAAUCCACAUACAGAGGUCUACUAAUGUUCAAAGAGAAUCACAAAAGGAGGUACCCUUUCCCCUUAUUUCCCACUUCUUGGUAAAGGCUGCUCCUCUAAGCUAAUCCUCUGCAUCACACAGAUUUCUUUGACUAUCUCAGUCCAUUCUCUAAGGUUUGGGGCUUAAGGCUAUCACAUCCCUUGUAGACCCUUAAGAGAAAUUAAAGAACUAAGUUACUUUCUAAAAGUAAAACUUGUUUUCAAAGUUUUUGAACAUGCUCAAAAAGAGUGAUCAGCUUCCGCAUGUCCUUACUGACUCUUUCCUUCUUUUAUUCUGUAUUUGAUUUUAUUCCCUGUUGCACAGGCUCUUGGGAAGGCCAACCAUCGCCCACCUGUGGUGAGUAGACACUGGCCUGUUAAAUUUCUCUCUAAACCUCUCAGAUAAUUCAUUUAUUGAUGCUACAGGAUGCUAGUUUAUAUUUAACCUUUACCAAAAUACAAAAAGAGAUUGAACACAAACCGAACUUGAACCUAGCUCAAGAACUUGGAAAAUACGCCCAAUGCUACAGCGCUACAGAGUAAUGGAUCUGGAAGGUAGAGAAUAUUUAAACACAUUCAAACCGAGUCAUCAGAAACCUUGAGGUGCAAAUGUGCAUAUGUACGAUGGAGAAUAAGGGCCACAUUUAGUAUUAAAAAAAUCUGAAAUUUUAAAAAUGAAUGUGUGAAUUUACAAGAAGAAAAACUUUAUUUAUGAGAAUAAACUAUUCAGUUGACAAGAUUGAAGUGGAUCAGGAAGUAAUUUACGAAGAAAAACUGAACUUUUUAGGACUAUCAGUCGCUGCAGAAGUGUGCACAGGCUGCCCACUGGCCUACCUUUAUUUAUAAUGGACUCAGUCUCUUCAACUGUUUUUGUUUUUUUCCAGAAUCCCGACUUGUAUGUGAAUGUCGUGCGGACAUGUUAAAAGAUAGUUUUCAGUCAUGAAUAAAACCUAAAUUUGAGUUUAACCUCUCAGGGUGGCAUUGGUUCAAGUUAUUUUCCUCCAAAGUAAAUGUUCAUACAUUUUUUAUUAUAUUCUUCAUUUUACAACUUCAUUUUCUUUAUCAUUUUAGAUCUUGUUCUCACUCUUUUGUGCAUUUGUAAUAACCAAACAGGUUAACAUACAACAGUAUGUGAGAAGGAGAGCUGUCUCUGUGAAAACAUAUGUAGAAUGGGAAUACUUCAGAGCCUUUCUUCAGCCUUAGAACAAUGAUAGUGGUGUUUAGCCUUGUGUGGCACUGCUCUUAUUUUAACCUCACCCCCUCCAGCCUCCAAGACCAGAGGACAUGGCUGUCAUCUGCUUUACCAGUGGAACAACAGGUAACAUUAUUAGAUACUCACACAUGAGUAAACGCAAAGACAGAAUCACAGCCCCAAUACAAUCUCUAAAAAUAUCAGAAAAUUCUACAAAAAACAACUAAACCAGAAGAUGUGCGUGCCUGCUGUUUUCUUUCAGGAAACCCAAAAGGAGCCAUGCUGACUCAUAGGAAUAUUGUGUCCAACUGCUCAGCCUUCAUCAAAGUGGCAGAGGUGAGGCUGGAGUAAAAAAACACUGAGCUGUGUGAAAUCAGGAGGUAGAUAGUAGAGAUGAUUGAAAAUAAAGGGAUAGUUCAGAGUUUUUAAGGUAGGGGUUGCUUGAGGUUCUUAUCACAAACUGAAAGUGUGUACAAAAUGAUUCUUCAACCAAUGGGCCCAUGUGAUGGCAAACUGCAGAGGGAAAUGUGAAGAUAUAGCAAACACUUUCACCAACACUGGUAUUUAGGUCUCAAAAUCAGCUAAAUUCUGGGGUGUAGAGGACCUCAUUCACUUUGUUUUUUGUUUUUUUUUUGUCCAUUUUACUUGGAUAUUUUUUCCCUAUGGUUUUCCAAUAAAGAGACCAAGUUGACCAGGAUCUCUGUGGGUUCUAACUUCCCAUUGACAAGUGUCUCAUAUAGCCCCGCUACGAAAAAACUGUCUCUUUAAAUCUCAUUUAGAAUUUUCUUUGUUGAACGCCACGUCUUUCACGUGAUAUUUUGAUACAACAGUUUACAUCUAGCAGAAGUUUAGUUGCAUCAUAAACAUGUGCCGACUGAAAUAUACAUUCAGUUAUUAAUGCUGGUCUGCUUCCAACAGAUUUUCAAAGGAGUGAAGAAAACAGAUACCAGAAUGUAAAUUGUUUGAAAGAAGAGGUUACUGUUGUUAAAUUACCCUCUUGCUUUUAGUCUCAUGUUCAGACCACCUCAGAUGAUGUCAUGCUGUCCUUUCUGCCUCUGGCCCACAUGUUUGAGAGAGUUGUAGAGGUAAAAACACAGAUUCUGAAUGAUCUCUCUUCCUGUGUUUGUGUGUGUUUCCCUGUGUCUUUGUCCCGGUCCCCUCCUUUGGUGUGUGUUUGUGUUCCUGUGUGUCCUUUUGUCUGCAUGUUUGUGUUCCUCGGUACUGGUAUGUUUUAGGUCCGCUGUCCAAUGUCUCACAGAGAUGUCCACAUUUCCUUCCUGCCCUUGGCUCAUAUGUUUGAAAGAGUAGUCCAGGUAUUGUCUUCACCAUUAAUUCCCUUGGUCACUCUUUGUUUACGACUGAUUAGUACUCUUUAGAAUACCUUAAUGUCCACCUAUUUGAUGACAAACUCAUGAUUACUGAUUAACUCUCUACCUCUAUCACCUUCCCAUAAUUCUGACAGGGAGUCAUGAUAGUGCAUGGAGCCAGUAUUGGCUAUUUCCAGGGUGAUAUCCGUUUGUUGUCCGAUGACCUGACCACCCUUAAACCGACUGUGUUCCCUGUGGUUCCUCGACUUCUCAACAGGAUGUAUGAUAAGGUAGGUGGGUAGUACACAUGCUUUGAAACACCGUAACCCUGUUAGCAAUAAACAGCAAUAAACACGUUAUAACUCUCAUAACUUUACCUGGUAAUUAAAGUUCAUAAAGAACUUCUUCUGUGUAUCAUUCAAAAGUUUCUCUGAUUCUCAGUUCAGAAAACAUCAUAUUAAUACUCAUAGCAGGCUUAAGCCUGACUCAGAGCUCUGCAAGUCAAGUGACAGCACUGCAUGAGGUCAAUACAUGACUCUAUAACACAUUUAUAAGAGCUGAAAAGCAGAAUUUUGUGAUUAUAGGUUAAGUGUCAGACACAAAAACUUCACCACAAGAAUAUAUUUCUAUAACUUCGUUUUCUUUUGCAUUAACCCUUUAAUGCCUUUUGUAUCAUAUUUGAUACAUACUUUUAUAUACUUCUAUCAAAUCAAUACGAUCAACAAAUUACUAAAAAACUCCAGAAUACAGUCCGAUAAAUGUUAAAAUGUCCUCUUGUAGUUUAUUAUUUUCCAAAAACAUCUAAUGUAUCAAAUGAGAUAAAUAAAUAUAUUUGUUAAAUUUUUAGGACAUUUUGAUAUUUGUGGUUUUCAGUAGUAAGUGAAAUAAACAUUUCAGCUUAAAAAAAAAUUUAAUUUUCUGGCCAUAAUUUGUGGUGUCAGGCAUUAAAGGGCUACGGUAUCAUGGAUUAUUAAAAGCAUUACCCUCACUGCUAAUAACACUUCAGAAACAUUGCUCUAUGUUGUUUUGAUGCCUAUAAUGGUUCUGAUAAAUCCCUAUACAUGCAAGAAAAGGGGUUUUGUAAAUGUGUUAAGAGUGCAUUAUAGAGGUGGGCUCAUAUAAAGUGUUGCUGAAAGAAGAUGACCUCUAUUUUGAAUGAAUGUAGCAUAAACAGUCGGCUCUUGUGCAACAGUCGUGUCCUGAGACAUGAGAUGUAAAGUACAGCAGGUCAUCCUAAAAGCUUCAUGUUGUAACUUUUUUUUUUCUUUUUGCAAUGAUAGAAGAAAACUCAUCUAAUUGUUUCAUGACUUCACAUGAAAAGUCCAUCUGACUUCAUAACAACAUGAUGGCUGUUCUUGCAGACACUUUGUAGAGGGGGGUUGUGUAUGAAGUGCUCAAAUUGCAUGUUUAUGUCAUGUAAGUGUGCAACAUAUGCUUAAAGAGGGAGUGUAAUACUUAUUUUCCAGCGUUUUGUCCUUCAGAUAGCUUUUUGGUAGUUGUACAUAAUUUACAGCUCAUAAAAUCAUUGACUUACAUCAAGCUGGUCUCUUUAAAAAAAACCUUUUAAGUCUUAGUCUGAAAGGCUUCAGUCCAGCUUCUGUCUUUUUAAGAUCCCCUAGCGCUUCAAAAGCCCCCUCUACUGUUGCAGCUUUUGUUUGUUUAUUUAAAGUUACAUCUUACAAAAUCAGGAAUUAUGUUUUGGACCCCAAAUCUGGGCAGAGAAAUUUGCAAAGCAGGCUGCAGUCUCAUCAUGUGAUUACUCCAGCACACAAUCACCUCACUGAAACUUUCUCUGUGUUUAGUAUGUACAUCCAACAUUUAAUCUUGAUAUAUGUACUGUAUGAAAUGAAAAGGCAUGAUACCAUCACUUCAGGAAAAUGCUGUUUUACUUUAUCUAAUCUGUCUUCUCUACCUCAUGCCAUUGCCCCACAUCUGUAAAACUGGAUGCGUCUGAGGGCAUUUCCUGUACUUUUUUCACAUCCUCAAAGUUACUGCUGGAAAAAAAGCAGCAAACUCAUUUACUUCGAACAGCAACCCUAAUAACCUCUGAGAGUGUUAAUGACACUCCUUCUAAUAACCACUGCAAGUCAUCCUCAGGUGUUUUUGGCUUGUCUGUGUGCCAUUGCAGAUCUUUGGACAGGCCAACACCACUCUGAAGCGCUGGCUGCUGGGAUUCGCUUACAGAAGGAAGGAGGCAGAGAUCAUGAGAGGUAUUGUGAGGAGAGACAGCAUUUGGGAUCGACUCAUCUUCCGCAAAGUACAGGUGCGCCAUGCCAGCUAACUCUCACUUACAUUCACUAAUGUUUGAUGAAUGGGACCUUUUAUGUUUCGGAUGUGGCUGGUAAAAUAAACUGUGAGUGUGCUGCCCCCUACAGGCCAGCAUGGGAGGCCGCGUGCGUCUCAUGUUAACCGGAGCUGCUCCCAUCUCUCCUACUGUCCUCAGCUUCCUCAGGGCUGCAGUUGGCUGUCAGGUAACAUUCAAACUACAUCCUGAGCUACAGCACUGAAGCGCUUUAUUUCCAACAACAGGUGUAGAAAUGUAGCUUCUAUCUUAUCUGCAGCCUUGACAUGUUCUCAGCCUCACUGCUCUGUCUCCAGUUUGUGUAUAAUCUCCUGUAGCAGCAGCAGUGGUAAUGAUAGUCACAUCAAUAAAGACAAUAAUCCAGAUUUCCUUGUUUUCAGUUCUAUGAAGGCUAUGGUCAAACAGAGUGUACUGCAGGGUGCUCUAUUACCUCGCCUGGAGACUGGACUGCAGGUAAUAAUGAGUAAUAAUGCUUUCAUUUUACAGCUGCUUUAACCACAGUACAGACUUAAGAUCGAACUAUCAAUAGAUUUAAAAAUGAUAACAGUUUGGUUUUGUAUCUGAUUCAUCGAUGCUAUGAAGUAUAAAGACCCUUUAGGCCAUCUGUGAUAUUUUUACUAUGUUCCCAGGAUCAGAAUCAAACAACAGCCUUUAUGUGUCACAUCUGCUUUAACUGUCAGUCCAUUGAAAUCAGAGCAUCCGACUGUUUUCUUUUUCUUGAAGCCUUUUCAAUCACUGAAAUAUUAAUUUGUAAUUUGUACGCUGUACUUGUUAAACAGUACAGCGUGUGGUUUGUAGUGUGUGGUAUUGGUGAAGUGGUGAAUUGCUUACACACUGAGUGCAAAAACUAAACUUGAGUUGAAAUAAAUAGGUCAUGUUGGAGCUCCUCUACCCUGUAACUUAAUCAAACUGGUGGAUGUGGCAGAGAUGAACUACCUGGCUGCAAACGGGGAAGGAGAGGUGAAAAACAAAACAGCAAAUAAACAAACAAACAAAACACUCACAUGACAGAUGCUCUUGUCCUGGUGUUUGUUGUUUAUGACCAUGUUUUUGUUUUGUGUUCAGGUGUGUGUCAAAGGUCCUAACGUGUUCCAGGGUUAUCUGAAGGACCCGGAGAAGACUGCAGAGACAGUUGAUGCAGAUGGUUGGCUUCACACUGGAGACAUUGGAAAAUGGCUUCCUGUAGGUUAAGUUAUUGUUUCUCCUCACUUCACAUUCCUAGGUCGUCACACUUGAGUUUUUUGAGCUGAAGGAAGAACAUGUUGUGGGUUGUAUACAUUUGUGCAUCUUUGUAAACCACUACACAUUUCAUAAAUACUCGGAUAACACUAACCCUGUGUUGAUGUGACCACAGAAUGGCACACUGAAGAUUGUGGACAGGAAGAAGCAUAUCUUUAAGCUAGCACAGGGGGAGUACAUCGCUCCUGAAAAGAUAGAGAAUAUCUACACGAGGAGUGACGCAGUGGCACAAGUCUUUGUGCAUGGAGACAGUCUGCAAGUAGGUGGAGGAUUGGACUCUAUGAGCGACAUUUUAGAAGUUAUUCCUCAAUAUAGCCUUUCACAUUGUCAAAACAUUGUUCCUGUAUUUACUGUGUUUGUCUCUAGGCUUGUCUGGUAGCAGUGGUGGUCCCAGACCCAGACUUCCUUUCUGGCUGGACCAAGAGGAACCUGGGACUGGAGGGCAGCUACGAGGAGCUGUGUAACAGAGCGGUAAGUCCUCUUUUUCUUAUCUUUGUCUAUGCAUGUGUGAGUAAUCAGGGUUAGGGUUUCUUUGGGAGAAAGGUUAUGCAUAAACUGAAAAGAAAAAAAGGUAAUUUUUCAUAUUUGUAUUUCUGAGAAAGAAAUGAACAAAUAGGGCUACAAAGGUACAUGAAGAUGAUCUUUAUUUAAAAAACUCACUUUUACAGACUUGCUUUUAUGUGAUGCCGUCUAUUCUCUUUUUUCUUUUAUCUUUUAUACCUUGACUUUCUUUUUAGCCUUUGUUAUACUUAUAAUCUUUUCUUAUCUAACCUAUUAGACCUUUUUUUAAUUUUAUUGUUUUUUCUUGCUCACUUUUGUUAUUUUAUUUUAUCAUUACUAUUACCAUCAUUAUUAUUUUGUUAUGACUUUAAUAUCAUUAUAAAAAUAAUCUUUGUAUUUACUAUCCUGUUUUGUGCCCCCCCCCCUUUUUUUGCUGUAAAAAUAAAGUUUUAUUAUUAUUAUUAUUAUUAUUAUUAUUAUUUUUAUUUCCUGACUGCAGUGACCCCACCUUCCCUCCCACCGUUAAUAGUGCAUAUGUGUGACAUGGCUAAAUUCACAGCCAAAGUUGUACGCCUAAUGUUUACAGUGUUGUAGUUUUUCUGAAGUUCCUCUUUUCUUGUUUUUCUACAGGAGGUCAAAGCAGCCAUCUUGGAGGACUUGGUGCGACUGGGCAAGGAAGGUGGUCUGAAGUCCUUUGAGCAGGUAUGAAACUGGGUCAUAAUACAGCUAAGUUUUAAAGUAUCUGAACACAUCUAAGUUGUCUUGUAGACCUCUUCUCUGAGGCAUGUGAUGCUGUUUAACACAAUCUACCAACAUGUGUGUGUCCUGCAGGUGAAGGCCAUCUGCAUUCACAGCGAGCAGUUCUCAAUCGAGAACGGCCUACUCACUCCGACACUGAAGGCCAAAAGGAACGAACUGAGAUCAUACUUUAGAUCCCAGAUUGAUGAGCUGUACGCGGGGAUCAAAUUAUAAAGGACAGGAGCAAAAGCAAAGAAGAAGAUCUUGUACAGAAGAUCUACCAAAGGUGCAGAAUGAAGGGGAGGAGAAAGAAGGAGAAGCUUGACUACACCUAAAUGAAGAAGUCCUAAGAGACCAAGAGAAUCGUCAGCCUGUGAGGCACACGGAUCAGCAGGCAUAGGAGGUUGUAGGUUUAAUAGGUUUGAUUCAGAGCAUUUAGAACAACACAAACAGCCUAUCAGAUCUGUAGCAAAGAAUAUAA